AUGAACGAAGUAAUGCGCCUAAUAGGCGAUGAAAAUCAUGAGCAAGUCUGGCGAACUCGGCACAAAGACGAAACCAAAAACGUCCAUGAUCCCACUGCAACGGUUGAUAAAUAUCUUGCUGCUGCUGACGCUCGUGACAGUGCUAUUAAAAAUCUCAUCGAUGCUGCUACCGCUGCUCUUGAUGCUCGUCAUACUCGAGAUCUUGCAUAUGCUGCUCUUGAUGAUCCCACUACUCGUGGUGAUGCUAUUGCUAAUAUUGCUCGUGGAAAUCUUGCUGUUUUAAUUGCUCAUGGUGCUGCUGCUAAUGCUGAGACUGAUGCUCAGACCGCUGGAGCUAUUGCACGUAGUGUUGCUGCUGCUGCCGCCGCUGCUGCCGCUAAUGAUAAUUGUGCAGCUGUUGCUAAAAUCGAUGCCGAUGGUGCUGCUAGUGCUGCUGAAACUGCUCGUCGUGCCGCUACAGGUGCUGCGGCUGCUGCUGCUGAUCGUUUGUCUAACGAUACACUCCGUUGUAUUAUUCAAAAUAUCUAUGCGUAUCUUGGCAUUUUUGGUAAUAAACGUAGUGACGGCAUUGCUACUGAUGUCGCUCACGGUCUUUAUGGCCUUAACGAUUUUGAUUAUAAUCUUGACGACUUUACUGCUGCUUGUAACGCUCUGGAUAACGCAAGUGACGAUGAUGCCGUUAAUCUUGCCAUCGCUUUUGAUCGUGAUGGUGAAAUUGUUGAUUAA
Adineta steineri is the source of this 726-nucleotide messenger RNA. Lineage: Eukaryota; Metazoa; Rotifera; Eurotatoria; Adinetida; Adinetidae. The record is from the annotation of a GenBank genome assembly.